Messenger RNA from Saxophila tyrrhenica, 1620 nucleotides. RefSeq lists its product as uncharacterized. Gene Ontology annotation, cellular component: membrane. Lineage: Eukaryota; Fungi; Ascomycota; Dothideomycetes; Mycosphaerellales; Extremaceae. The record is from RefSeq and is a predicted model, not a curated record. The transcript is spliced from 6 exons. Gene Ontology annotation, biological process: transmembrane transport; carbohydrate transport. Bases 1 to 1620 code for a protein of 539 amino acids. Gene Ontology annotation, molecular function: carbohydrate:proton symporter activity.
AUGGCUACGGACACAGCAUCGCCCAAGCCACGACAGGAAAGCCUGGACGACCGCGAUAAGACCAGCAUCGAUGGCGAUAUCUUGAAGGGCGGUAUCCGAGUGGGUGCCAUUGGCGGCGAAGAAGCCCGCGAUGCCACUGCUCGGGAGCAUGAGAUGUCCUUCAUGACGGCCGUCCGAACCUAUCCUACCGCUAUAGGAUGGUCUGUCUUCUUUUCCAUGGGCAUAAUUAUGACCGCUUUCGACCCCCAGCUCCUCGGACAGCUCUUUGCUACGCCCAGAUUCCAGAAGGACUUCGGGUACAAGUAUCAAGGCAAUUGGAUCAUCUCUGCACCAUGGCAGACUGGACUUCUCAUGGGUAGUCCCAUUGGCCAGGUGGUUGGAGCAUUCUUCGCGAGCUAUCCCAUGGAGUGGUUCGGUCGCAAGAAGACGUUCGGUGCCUGCGUGAUACUGACCGCCGCCUUCGUCUUCAUCCAGUUCUUCGCACGCUCUCUGCCAGUCUUGGUUACGGGUGAGCUUCUGGGCGGACUGGUGCUCGGCACAUAUGCAGUCAUCGCCCCUGCAUACGCCUCUGAGGUGUGCCCGAUCGCCUUACGAGGUGUCCUGACAAGCUACGUAAAUUUGUGCUUCGUUAUGGGACAGCUGAUCGCCAACGGCAUCGUUGCUGGAACGCAGAAACUGGACAAUCACUGGGCGUAUAGUGGCCCUUUUGCAGCCCAGUGGUUCUGGCCGCUGGUCAUUCUGAUUGCAUUGCCAUUCGCUCCGGAAUCUCCUUGGUGGCUCGUUCGCAAGGGACGUGAGGCAGAUGCAGUGAAAGCCUUGCGGAAGCUGGCUUCGUCGGAAGUUGAUGUGCAGCCAACGCUGGCCAUGAUUAUCGAGACUGAUCGAUUGGAGCACGAACUCGAGGCUGGCUCGACUUAUAUGGACUGCUUCAAGAAAAUCAACCUGCGCCGCACUGAAAUUGCAGUCGGCGUAUACAGCAUCCAGGUCAUCUCUGGAAUUUACCUCGUUGGCUAUGCGACCUACUUCUUCACCCUCGCCGGUCUCCCAACAGAUCAAGCCUUCAACAUGGGCGUCGGCUUCCUGGCGGUCGGCUUCGUCGGAACAUUAGUAUCCUGGGCCCUCCUGAUCUACUUCGGCCGACGCAUCAUCUACAUCGUCGGCCUCUCAUGCCUGGUCGUCUUACUGUUCAUCAUCGCGAUUCUCGACUGUGCGCCCAACUACGCGAACCGUCCCGCGAUUAGCUGGGCCCAGGCUUCGCUUCUCCUGAUCUGGAACUUCUGCUACGACUUCUCCGUGGGUCCUGUGUGCUUUGUGAUUCUUUGCGAAGUGUCGGCUACAAAAGUCAGGAGCAAGACGAUUGCUAUCGCUACUGCUGUUCAGGCUUUAUUCGGAAUAGUGAUGACGAUUGCUAUUCCUUACCUGGUCAACGCGGAUCAAGCCAAUGCAAGAGGCAAGAUUGGGUUCUUCUUCGGUGGGCUGGCGGGCUUUGCUUUGAUUUGGGCAUACUUUAGGGUACCUGAGACGAAGGGCCGGACGUACGAGGAGCUGGACAUCAUGUUUGCCAAGAAUCUGCGGACGAAAGAGUUCAAGACGUAUCUUGUGGACGGUGUCCAUGCGUAG